Molecule: messenger RNA, 901 nt
Organism: Pocillopora damicornis (cauliflower coral)
Lineage: Eukaryota; Metazoa; Cnidaria; Anthozoa; Scleractinia; Pocilloporidae
Source: RefSeq, a predicted model, not a curated record
ACCCAUCACUUCACCCUAAAGCCCAGACCGUUUGUUUGAGUUGUUUCACUUUUACUCAAAUCGCAGAGGUUUUCAUUUCAGAUUAGUGAUGAGUCUUGUCAUCUGCGUUUUGCUGAUCACUUCUUGUGUGACUUUCGCCAGCUCUGAAGAGGAGCUCUAUGGAGUUGUCAAUGAUGGUAAGUUCUACGAGCGACAUCCACCUCAAUAUGCCAGCGACAAUUGGCUGGGAUCAGCCACUUUGAUCGGCAGUGGAGAGUGGAACAGCUUCCAGUUUUUGUUCUUCCACCCAGACGGUACUUUAUAUGGUGUUCACAACGACAGGUUCUACAAAGGGCCUCCGCCUAAAGCUACCGGUACCGAUGCUGCUCAGGACUGGAUGAAUACAGCGACUCUUGUAGGCACUGGAGGAUGGCAUGUCUUCCAGUUUCUGUUUUUUGAUCCUGAAGGGAUACUGUAUGGUGUUGCCGAUGGCAAGUUUUAUCGGCGAGCCCCUCCUACACAUGGCUCAGACAACUGGCUGGGAUCUGCUACACUGGUUGGAAGUGGCGGCUGGCAAGUAUUCCAGUUCUUGUUCUUCGACCCAAUGGGAAUGCUGUAUGGCGUUGAAAACGGCAAAUUUUACAAGAGAGAGCCACCCACGCAUGCAGGAGACAACUGGCUGGGAUCAGCAACUCUUAUUGGUACUGGAGGAUGGAACCAUUUCAAGCUGCUUUUUUUCCUGAAUGACGGCAAGCUGUAUGGCGUGCACAACGACAAGUUCUACAAGCGUACACCUCCUGUCCGUGGGAACGAUAACUGUGCCCACAAGAGUCGCUGUAUUCAUCCAGUCCUGAGCAGCAGUGGUACCCGUAGCUCCAGGCGGAGGCCCUUUGUAGAACCUGUCGUUGUGAACACCAUAUAA